This is a messenger RNA of Lichtheimia ornata, 285 nucleotides long. RefSeq lists its product as uncharacterized. The record is from RefSeq and is a predicted model, not a curated record. Lineage: Eukaryota; Fungi; Mucoromycota; Mucoromycetes; Mucorales; Lichtheimiaceae. Bases 1 to 285 code for a protein of 94 amino acids. The transcript has a single exon.
AUGAACGAAAACAACAACAAUAAUACCCAAGAUGCUUUUACGCAUCCGAUGCUUUAUCGAGAAACAAUGAACUCUCCCAAAUCAAAUCCAGACAACAAGGAGCCACACCAGAGGAAUUGCCAAUGUGGGAAGAAGCAAGCAAUCAAGAUUCCAACACCCAAACAAGAAAAGGAAGAACCAUGUUGGGAUUGUUAUCCUCAUCUUGUGCGCAAAAUCGAAAAUGAAGGCACACCAGAGCAAGUUGAGCAACUCCAUGAACUGGAACAUCGUAGUAGUCCAAGAUAA